GAGCGAACGCAUCAGACCAAAUCAAAGCUACAUCGCGCUCUCCUUUCGCGUCCACUUGGAACAGAAACGCACAAGGAGACGACAAUAGCAGCGUUCUGAUUUCACGAUCUUUGGGACUUUCGUUUCAUUCAUUCAAGAGCAAGAUUCAUCACAUCGGACUACAAGAACGCUGUUUGACUGUCAUCGUUUGCGCUCUCGCACAUUGAACUCAUCAGACACGAAACUGUCAUUUAAGAAGAACUCUAUGUGUGCAAAAAUGGAGCAGCCGUUUUAUCACGACGACUCGUUUCUGUUGGGUUACGGUCAUUCUGACGCCAGUCUACACGACUUUAAACUUCAGAAGCAGAUGCACUUGAAUCUGUCCGAACCCUAUCGGAACCUCAAAUCGGACCUGUACCAGACCACCAGCUCUGACGUCGGGUCACUCAAACUCGCCUCGCCCGAGCUCGAGCGACUGAUCAUUCAGAACAGCAACGGGGUCCUGACGACACCCACGCCGGGUCAGUACCUGUACGGCCGGGGCAUCACCGACGAGCAGGAGGGAUUCGCGGAAGGUUUCGUCGAGGCGUUGGAUGCGUUGCACAAGAUGAACCAGAUGCCUCCGCCCAACGUGUCGAUUGGAGCGGGUGGCGUGACGACGUGCUCCACGACUGCGCCCGUCUUCGGCUCCUCCCUGCAGUCAGAGCCUCCCAUUUACACGACGUUGAACGCGUAUUGCCCAGCACCCAGCCACCCGUCCGCCACCAUCAACUACCUGCCGCCGCACGCGCACCAGAACCAACACCAGGAAAGCGCGCACGGCUUCCAUCACUCCGCGAUCCACCCGCAGCGCUUCGUGGCGUUAAAGGAGGAACCGCAGACCGUUCCGGACAUGCACAGCAGCGACGGAUCGCCGCCCAUGUCCCCGAUCAACAUGGAGAGCCAGGAGCGCAUCAAGGCGGAACGCAAGAAGCUCCGCAACCGACUGGCCGCCACCAAGUGCCGCAAGCGCAAGCUGGAGCGCAUCGCCCGGCUCGAGGACAAAGUAAAGGGUCUCAAGAACGACAACGCCGGGCUGUCCAACACGGCGUCGGUACUGCGGGAACAGGUCGCCCAACUCAAACAGAAGGUCCUGAGACACAUGAACAGUGGCUGUCAGCUCAUGCUCACCAGUAAGAUGGAGGCGUUUUAAGCGUUUACUGCAAAAUGACACUGGUAACUGUUUGUGUUCUACACCGACCGAAUGACACUGGGAGUUCACAAGCACUCUAUGAGCUGUGAACUGGUGUUUCUGGACACCGUUCAGCUCACCUCGAACCCUCGUCCGGAUCAGAAGAGAUCGGACACCGAGAGCGGACACUGCGCUCCCCGGAGCCGGGUCCGAGGACUCGAUGGAAAGGCAGUUCGCUUCGUCAACAAUAACGAUCAAUAUUUAUGUUUCACCAUGUAAACGCAUCUGAUAUUCUCGUGUUGUUGAACCAUUUCUCAACUUAUAAAUUAUUCUUCUUGUCGGGUUGAUCCUGACCUGUGUUAACAAUGUCACUUGUUUACAAUGUGUUUUUUAUUGUGUGCGCUGUUUAUUUAAGUAAACGUUUUGAAAUAAUGAAA
Molecule: messenger RNA, 1587 nt
Organism: Triplophysa dalaica
Lineage: Eukaryota; Metazoa; Chordata; Actinopteri; Cypriniformes; Nemacheilidae
Gene: junbb
Product: JunB proto-oncogene, AP-1 transcription factor subunit b
Exons: 1
Coding region: 245-1171 (308 amino acids)
Biological process (GO): regulation of cell cycle; regulation of transcription by RNA polymerase II; regulation of cell population proliferation
Cellular component (GO): transcription regulator complex
Molecular function (GO): DNA-binding transcription factor activity, RNA polymerase II-specific; transcription factor binding; RNA polymerase II cis-regulatory region sequence-specific DNA binding
Source: RefSeq, a predicted model, not a curated record